UUUCGUCCAGUGGAACCUGUCAAACUCGAUGAAAAUGCGUAUAUGUUGAGUUUUAGCACCGGUUUAAAAAAUGAUUUUGAGGUUCCCAUAGGCAAAACCAUAAUAUUGUGAUAAUUGUAAAUAAAACAUAACGUAAAAUGGUUGUAAGUGAUAUUAACAAAUUGGCCGAGGACCUCGAGAAACAGGAAUUGGAGGCCCCCAACGGCGUUGUCCCACCUCAAAUAUACGAACAAUUACUAGCUAUAUAUUUAUAUCAAAAUGAUCUAUGUAAUGCAAAGUAUUUAUGGAAACGCAUACCUGCGAGUGUUAAGACAGCCACCCCUGAACUAGCAAACAUCUGGGAUGUGGCCCAAAGUAUGUGGAAACGCGACUUUCCAGCGAUCUAUCUAGCUUUAAAUGCUGUAAAUUGGUCAGAACCCAUUUCGGAGAUCAUGAAACAGGUUCAAGGCAUUUUAUCAGACGUGGUUAGAAGUAGAGCAGUAGACCUGAUUUCUCAAGCUUAUUCAUCAAUCUCAUUGGAAAACGUUUCGGCGAUGACGGGUUUGCCUUUGGACAUUUGUGCCUCAGCUUGUGUUGAAAAGGGAUGGCACGUGGAGGCGGACACCAGGAUGGUACACCCUGUUAGGGUCAACAAAGAACAACCCAGUCAGCCCAGCAGUGAAGAUCAGCUGUACAAGCUGACUGAUUUUGUUUCGUUUCUUGAGAAUUGAAGUUUUUUUUUUCGUAUGCUAGUUUUAAGGUUUUCAAAUAAAGUAUUUCUUUAACA
Aethina tumida (small hive beetle) is the source of this 766-nucleotide messenger RNA. RefSeq names its product COP9 signalosome complex subunit 8 (gene CSN8). The record is from RefSeq and is a predicted model, not a curated record. Lineage: Eukaryota; Metazoa; Arthropoda; Insecta; Coleoptera; Nitidulidae. Gene Ontology annotation, cellular component: COP9 signalosome. Gene Ontology annotation, biological process: protein deneddylation; COP9 signalosome assembly. The transcript is spliced from 4 exons. Bases 138 to 710 code for a protein of 190 amino acids.